Messenger RNA from Esox lucius (northern pike), 2612 nucleotides. RefSeq names its product lysophosphatidylcholine acyltransferase 4 (gene lpcat4). Gene Ontology annotation, cellular component: endoplasmic reticulum. The record is from RefSeq and is a predicted model, not a curated record. Lineage: Eukaryota; Metazoa; Chordata; Actinopteri; Esociformes; Esocidae. The transcript has 13 exons. Gene Ontology annotation, biological process: phosphatidylcholine acyl-chain remodeling. Gene Ontology annotation, molecular function: 1-acylglycerophosphocholine O-acyltransferase activity. Bases 440 to 2029 code for a protein of 529 amino acids.
AAAUUACCCAUGCGAGAUUUGUUACUCAGCGUGCAGACACAGGAUUGCAGCUUUCUUACAAAGUUCCUUGUAUUGGAUUACAGUUAGUUAAUGUUUCAGGAUUUUAUUAACCCGGUUUUUCCCAGUUGAAAUAUGUUUCAAUUUUAAUCGUGUGCAGUUUGGUUAUAAAGAAAGGCAAAUCAGCUUUUUCACUCCGUCUUCUAUCUUUUGCACUGAAUUUCGCUCCGUAUGUUGAUGUCUCUGUAUGCUCAUAUAUUUUCAGAGGCACUUUUAUAACUUUUAUGUCACAGCCUUCUCUGCGCCUAAUAGGCCUCGAUGCGGCAGAAUUAAACUUGCGACGCACCAGAAUAUUUUUUGGACAUUCAGUUAAUACCUCGCACAAAAACCUCAAAGGAUUAGUUAAAAUUUGGUUUUGACUGUCAAGGCUUGUCUAGUCGCCAUGGAGAGACGGGACCGCCACCAAACAACGUCCGAUUACCCCAACCCAUUUGUCCAUAAAUUGAGUAUGACCAGGGCGCAAAAAAUGAGGGGCAUGGUAUUUGGCUCCAUACUCUUCCCCAUUCGAGUCUUCCUGGUUGCCAUAUGCUUCCUGAUCAUGUGGCCUAUCGCCCGACUCCGAUUGGCUGGCCUUUCGGAGGCAGAACGUGCCCGGCCAGUAAUGACGGGGUGGCGGAGAUGGUUACUACACCCCAUAAUCUGGUUUCUAAGCCGUGCAGCCUUUUUCUUCCUGGGGUUCUUCAGGGUCAGAGUUAAAGGUCGUAGAGCGUGCCGUAAGGAGGCUCCUGUGCUUGCAGUGGCACCGCACAGUAGCUUCCUGGAUAUGCUGGUGCUCCCGGAAACCCAGCUAGCUACGGUGGUGUCCAGAUCGGAGAACCAAAGCAUUCCCGUUAUAGGGGCCCUCCUGGAGUUUAACCAGGCAGUGUUGGUAAACAGGAAGAAUCCAGAGUCCAGGAAACAAGCAGUCAUGCAGAUCAUACAGAGGCUCACCUCCAACGGCUACUGGCCACAGAUGCUGAUGUUCCCAGAAGGCACCACGACAAACGGCACCAGUCUCAUCAAGUUCAAACCUGGUGCCUUUCUAGCUGGAGUCCCAGUCCAACCAGUUCUGCUGCACUAUCCCAAUAAAGUGGAUACUGUGCGUUGGACCCACAAGGGGACAUCCUGGAUGGAGGCACUCUGGCACACCUGCUCUCAGAUCUACACAAACGUCACUGUAGAGUACCUGCCAGUAUACAUCCCCUCUCAGGAGGAGAAGAAUGACCCCAACCUUUAUGCAGAUAACGUCCAGAAAGUCAUGGCCAAGGCUCUGGGUAUACCAGCGACAGACCAUGUGAUGGAGGGACGAGUUCCUACUAGGAAGUUGGGGGGGCUCUCCCUCCCCCUAGAACCCCCAGCCAGAGAAACCCACUCCCUGCUUCAAAAAAACGGUCUCAGAAAGCCAGAGGUGGAGGCAGCCUUAAGUCGGAUGAUUGACAGGUGCCAAUCAGAGCAACGGUGGAGCGCUGAUGUGGACGACCUGGUACCUCUACUGGGACUGACUGACAGGCAGACAGCCGCUAAGAUCUGUGGCCUCUACUCUAAGGAUGACAAGGUGGAUCUCCGACAGAUGUAUCUGAGUAUGGCCGCCGUCUAUGGCCGCCUGGACUUCAAGUCUCUCCUCCACAGGGCUUUCACUCUGUAUGACAGAGAGGGUAGUGGCAGCCUGACUGCAGUUGCCGUGUCUGACCUGAUGGGGGCGCUAUUGGGGAGUCCUCAGCACCACACGGAGGAGUUGUACAGAGAACUCUCCAAGGGGGGCACGCCCACUGAACAGGACCUCUUCAGGGUGCUGACAACCCAUCCGACCUAUAAGAAGCUGAUCAGUGAGUACUUCACAUCUGAGGGGGCGGAGUCUACAUUACCGUCGAUUCCUGUUACCAAUAGGAAGACGGGGAACAACAACGAAGGGUUGCCAAGUAACAACCGAUCAGCCUUUCUUCAUGAAACGGCUGAUAACGGUGUUACUGUAGCCAACAAAAAGGAUGACUAAAAAAAAUCUGAAGCCUAUAAAUGAACUCCUAGACCGGACUCCUAGACCCUUUUUAGGACUUGUAUUUCUUUACUCUGAAGGCCAAUCUCCAUUGACACCUUAUUCCUCUGAAAGUAGUGUUCCACAUUUGUGCAGCUCUACCUCAGGCACUAACUAAGAAUAGGGUGUUAUCAGGAGGAAGUGGACCUAAGGCCUAGAAGUUAUUAAAGAUUAAUCUCUACAGAUAUACAGAGAUCUACAGGUCAGCUCACAAAAUGGCUGCCGAUCAAUCAUUGACUAAUAGGAAUUUUCUUCUCAGAAUUCCAUUCCUGAGGCUUGCACAAUAUUGAAAGGUUAAGAAAGGCCGUGCUCCACAGUAUCUACACCAACGCCAAUGUAACAUGCUGCUCUCUGCCAAGUCCAAGGGACUCUACAUGUCAUCUGUUGUUUUUGUCACAGAAUAUAUUGUCUUGAAGACAUUGUUUACAAUGUGUAUAACUACAUGGCCAGUUAUGGUUAUUUCAAUAAAUUCUCUGGAUGUUUGUCUCAAUGCUGUACAUAUAUGUAUCAACAAACCUAUUUAUAAAUGUAACAUGUUUUAAUA